UGGGGUGGAGGAAAAAUAAUUCUCGGUAUAUAUCAUAGAUCCCGGUGAAUCAUUUAAACAAUCAUUGCUAUAUUGUAAAAGCUGAUGUUAUCAUUUCUGUCAUAUCACGCCAAAAAGCACUAAAAUACUAGGGAACAGGAAUUAUUUUUAAUCUCAGCCGCUGCAGAGCUCGUACAGAUCUUGGGCAAAAUGCACAGUUUGCUUGUUUACCUGGAUUUGAGCUCUGUGAGUUCUAUGUUGUUGAAAGCAGAUUAUAAUAUAUCAGUAGUAUCUUCGUUGUGUGGGGUAGGACUUUUUUCAGCAGAGAGUAUGGAAAUAGCAAAUUCCAUGCUUGGAGUAGAGUCAAAACAUUUCUUGCUCGUCGGAUUGGCCCUGGCGCACAGCUCGUAAUAUAAGCUCUUGUUUGUAGCACUCUUUCUCGAGGUGUUGCGUACCACCAAUAUCCAUCGUGUCUCCAAUUGGUAUUGGGAAUUCCAUUUUGAUCUUCAUUUGUAGACCGGUCGCACCUCUGGUUGAUCUGUUUGACGGUCCAGUCGUUUCAAAGUUCAUCUUCCGAUUCUGUAUCUAUUAUAAGCAUUCUGGAUUGUCCUCUUCAUUAUCAAAAGGGAUAUCCCUCCAUAAUCCUCCUUACUUUAGCCAACAAUUGUAGAGUACUUUUUGGCUCUUUGUACCCACGUUCAUAGUCGAGUAGUACGGUAAGGGGAGGUUACGUCAAAACAUAGCAGAAGCAUGACGUCUCGAACAUUGCUGUCAUGUCGGAGUAGAUUUAAAAAUUUAACUAGAAGAUCUACGAGUAAUACUGCUGACGUAGGCAAGCUGCAAACUUCCGAAGUAGCCGGGCAAGUGAAGGAACGACUUUUGGAUCGUUGGGCAAAAUACUGGAAGAACCUUUACAUCGACUACAAAGAUGUUGCUCUGGAUGUCGUGCAGGGAUGUAAAGAGAGGCCAGUUCGGGCCUUCACUUAUUUCUCCCUUUUAGGAAGUGCAUACUACCUCUCAAAACACAACCCUGACGAAAGUUCAUACAGAGUGUUGCUGCUGGAAUCUUCAAAUAAGCUAAUGCUAGUGGGAAAGCCAAUACGCAAUCCCGUGAGCGUAGGGUACAUUCAAUCAAUAGAACAGUGUUACAACGAAGGUAUUAUUCGCAGGUUCAGCCUAGGAAUUUUAUCUUUCAUAUGGCUGGAUAACUAUGAGAAAGAAUGUGCCCACUAUAAAGCUAGGUGUUCGUAUCUGAAACCACAACUCUUGGGAUUCCAUCAUAGAAUCAUUGACAUUGGUUUCAUGGAUACGUGGUGGGUGCUGGAAGAGAAGAUGAAAGAUUUCGACAUCAAUGAAGAGGAAUUCAACCACCCUUCUGAUGAUAUAAAAAUCGUUACUACUUAAAGAUCCUAAACAUAGUGAUUGAUUACAAAAGACUUCAAUAGCAUUUCGUUGUAUAAACUCUGUAAAUAACUGUUAUUAAGGUAAUGUCUCAAAUAUUUCAUGAUUCAUCAUCUGGUGAACUGUCA
This is a messenger RNA of Athalia rosae (coleseed sawfly), 1508 nucleotides long. Its product is annotated as mitochondrial import inner membrane translocase subunit Tim29. NCBI's taxonomy places the organism in Eukaryota, Metazoa, Arthropoda, Insecta, Hymenoptera, Athaliidae. Gene Ontology annotation, biological process: protein insertion into mitochondrial inner membrane. Gene Ontology annotation, cellular component: TIM22 mitochondrial import inner membrane insertion complex. The coding region runs from base 730 to 1383 and encodes 217 amino acids. The record is from RefSeq and is a predicted model, not a curated record. The transcript is spliced from 3 exons.